Coturnix japonica (Japanese quail) is the source of this 7985-nucleotide messenger RNA. The record is from RefSeq and is a predicted model, not a curated record. NCBI's taxonomy places the organism in Eukaryota, Metazoa, Chordata, Aves, Galliformes, Phasianidae.
GGCGCAGCUCCGAACCUUCUGGCGCAGGAACGGGCUCCUGACCUUGUCCAUGUUGUCCGUGGGCACCGGCUGCCUCCUGGGCUUCCUGCUGCGGGCGCUGGAGCUGACGGAGCUGGUAAGGACGGGCUGGGAGCGAGGGGAGCGCAGGAAGGAUCGGCCCGGAGAGCGCGGGAUGUUCUGCCGGGGAGAACCGCAUCUCACGGGCGUGUUUUCUUCGUAUUUUGGCCCCAAAUCCCGCGUCCCUCCGCCGGGACCCCGCGGGGCUGCAGGGGGUGGGUGGGGGGAGGCAGCCGCUGCCCUGAGCGCUGCGCUGGGCGCUGCUCCCUGCUCGGGGCCGCCCCACGGUACAGGGCAGCAGUGCCGGAAUCCCGCAGCUCCUCCACUGCUCGUGCUCGGCAUCCAGGCGAGUCCCGGCACAAAACACACCGGGUUCCCGGGGGUCCCCUCCUGUUCCCAAUGAGCCAUUAAAAUCACAGCGGUUUUAACUCAGCGCUGAUCUGUGGGACGCUCAGCCCCGCGUAACCUGCGAGGAUUUGGCAUUUGUCACUUCAAUUACACCCCGCAGCAUUACUGCCCGCAGCGAGGAUGAUCUGACUUAACCGAAGCGGGGUGUAAUCCCACUGCACCCCAAUGCACGUGGCCAUGAGAGAGGCAGCAUCCCGCUGCCCCCGCCCCAGGGAGUCCAACAAAUCCACGUGGCACUGGGGAAGGUUGGGUGGAGGAUGGAGGGAUGGAGGGAUGGAUGGGUGGAUGGAUGGAUCUGGGCAAAUCUGCCCAGUUGGAGCCUUUCACCCACAACCAGUGCACCCCUCCCCACUCCCACCCCUCCCAACGCUCUGCUCCCUGCAGGAGAAGCAGUACUUCUCCUUUCCUGGAGAGCUGCUCAUGAGGAUGCUGAAGAUGCUGAUCCUGCCGCUGAUCACCUCCAGCCUGAUGUCUGGGCUGGCAACCAUGGAGCCCAAGGCCUGUGGGAAGAUGGGGGUGAUCACCAUCACCUAUUACCUUUGGACCACGUUCAUGGCGGUGACCAUCGGGAUCAUCCUGGUAGUCAGCAUCCACCCUGGCGUGGCGGCUCAGAAGGAGGAUUACUCAGCAGGGAAGGUGGUGCUCAGCUCUGCCGACGCGCUGCUGGAUCUCAUCAGGAACAUGUUCCCUUCCAACUUGGUGGAAGCUUCCUUCCAGCAGUAUCGAACUGUCAUUGUCCCAGUGGUGAAGUCUCCACGAUUCCCAGCAAUCCCAGGGAAAUCCCUCAGUUUUAUUUACUUUGCACCGGAUGAGGAAAACCCUGAAAUCCACCGUCCCAUGUUUCUGGAGCUCACACCAUCUCCUGAAAUGACCUACAGGACCCUGCCAGGGACCAGCAACGAGAUGAACGUCCUUGGGAUCGUCAUCUUCUCCGCGACCAUCGGGCUGCUCCUGGGGAAGAUGGGCGAGCGAGGAGCGCCGCUGGUCAACGUGUGCCAGUGUCUGAACGAGGCCGUGAUGAAAAUCGUCUCCAUGGCUGUUUGGUACUUUCCUUUCGGCAUCGUGUUUCUCAUUGCUGGGAAGAUCCUGGAGAUGGAAGAUCCAUCGGUUACAGGCCAGAAGCUGGGGCUGUACGCCAUCACCGUGGUGUCGGGGCUGGCCAUCCAUGGACUCGUGCUCUUACCGCUGCUCUUUGUACUCAUCACCAAGAAAAACCCCUAUGCUUUCAUUAAGGGGAUACUGCAAGCUUUGCUGAUUGCCUUGGCUACAUCUUCCAGCUCUGCGACGUUGCCCAUCACCCUUAAGUGUCUCCUGGAAAACAACGGCAUUGACCGGCGCGUGGCACGCUUCGUCCUUCCUGUCGGUGCCACCAUCAACAUGGACGGCACGGCGCUGUACGAGGCCGUCGCUGCCAUCUUCAUCGCCCAGGUCAAUGAGUACGACCUGGAUUUGGGGCAGAUCGUGACCAUAAGCAUAACAGCAACUGCAGCGAGCAUCGGGGCGGCCGGGAUCCCCCAGUCGGGACUCGUCACGAUGGUCAUCGUGCUGACCUCGGUGGGGCUGCCCACAGCCGACAUCACACUCAUUGUUGCAGUGGACUGGGCCCUGGACCGAUUUCGGACCAUGACCAACGUCCUCGGGGACGCGCUGGCUGCUGGCAUCAUCCAGCACGUCUGCAAGAAAGACUUUGCCCCAAAGCCCCCAGAGCAUUUUUAUCUUUACUCACAGCAAGACACAGUGAGCGACACAGACAAGUUUCCUUCUGCGGAGCCCCCACUUCUGCAUCCCAAAGACAACGUGAUCCAUCUGCUCGAGGACACUCUGUUUGAGCAGAUGGGAGUGCACUACAACAUCUGCCAGGUGUAGGUGGCAGCACUCCCCCCUCAGUGCUAACCAUUCCCAAUGCCACCUACGGCUGCUCCGUGAGACAAAGGCCUUACCCGGGGCAGCAAACCCCGCUCUAUCCUUUCUACCCUGCUGUUGGAGCUGAGGACAGGACCGGACUGGCUGCCCUGCCUACAGCAGCUGGGGUCAUGGCACAGCCCUGCUCCCUUCCAUGAGGCUGCUUGGGAUUGGGGAAAAGCAAAGAGGUGACAGCAGAGAGCAGCAGAGGUGGAACUGAAGCUGUCAUCUUACGGCAGCAGCCUCUAUCUGCUGCAUGCCAUAAGGUGUUAAUAGUUAUUUUUAAACCUUUUUAUAUAUGCUAAUACAUACAUAUUAUGUAUUACAUAUUAAUAUAUACAUAUACAUGCAUAUCUUUUAGGUUCUCAUCCAAAAACCAAAGUGUUUCUUUUGCCCAGAGCCCAAAGCCAAAGCUGAGCAGAACAGGAUGCUGAACCAGCAUUACCCCAUCGCAGCUGAGCUCCUAAGUUCAAAUUCCCAUCCCAAUGAAAGCCUUAAAACAGCUGCCAGGGGCAGCCUUCUCCACAAAAGCCUUUCAUACACGUUAUGUAGUGCUGGAUGCAUUUACCUCUAGCAAUGCCACCACAUCAGAGAUCAGAGAUAAGCUCUACAGGGAAAUGAAAUAAGGAAAUGGAAAGAAGGGAAGAGGGAAAGGCAGACGGGUCCUGCCCUGCUCUCAGUACACAGCCAUUCACUCCUGAAAGCAGCAGUUUGGAUAGAUGGAUGUGCUGCUUAUUUAAGAACGUGGGUCACCCUGACAUCAGGGCAGAUGGGAAAGAAAACACGGGGCUGGCCGGCUCUGUGCACUUAUUUAUCACCUCUGCUUUUGCAAAACACGCCGCGUUCUCCCAGUGUCAACCUGCAGCACCAUCACCCCUCACCCCCUGCAGCUUUUGUGGCCAACCGGCCCCCAGCCAACCUCCCAGCCACACACCGGCUCCCCACAUCCUCUUAUUGGAGCCUACAACACUUGAACACUUUGGGGUUUUUAGUAGGAUGGGAACUGCUAUGAAUCUUCUCACUGUCCUUACAAAAACAAUGAUAAAAAUAAAGCUGUAUGACAACGUGGUGUUUUAAUGAGCCAUUAAGCUUUUACACAGUUACGAGCACCAACAGCAGGAAGUGGCAGCUGCUGCAAGGAGCUUCUCCUUGGGCAUCACCCCAUCUUCCUCCUCUGGUACCUGCAAGAAAAUCCUUUCUCUUCCUUCCUUGGACACGGCCUUAAACAAAUCAGCUUCACGUUGUUCCUUCCCCACAGACCAGAACGCACUCAGAGGAACUGGGAGAUCAGAGGGGACAGCAGAGCUGCUCUGACAAGCCCAGUACUCAUUACACGGACACCAAGAGCUGAACUUGGACCCAAUGUCCCUUCCCCACCAGCAGCAUCUGGGUGUCCAGCCCAGAAUCCAGGGAUGGGGAGCGGGGCCAAUUUCUGUCACUCACAGACCGUCAGGAAGCUGAGCUGCCUUCCUCCUUCCAUUCCUGCAGUAAGAAAGGAUGAGAGCAUUAAGGCCCAGGAAAUACUGUAAUAACAGGGAAUAAAACAGAAAAGCUGGCCCAAAAAGCAGCAGGCAUCAUUUCCUCAUUGCCAGUUCUCAGAGAGAUGACAGACAGCAUCCUGAUCCCAGGGAGAAGAAAACGGGAGUCGCUCCCUGAAGAGCAGAGCUGCUGUGUGCCACCAGAUGAUGCACGAGAUGGAGGCGUCUGGAGCUAUUCUGAGAUCUUAAAGCUCUGCCUCCUGCUUGUCACAUCAUUGCACUGCUGCUACAAAACGUCCUCACGACUCUACAGCUCAACAAGAGCUCAGAUUUUGAAGGACAGACAUUGGGCCAAGAUCAAACCUGUUUGCUUCCAGCGAAGCACGGGGACUGACUUACCAGAGCCAACGUGAACUGCAGUACCACGCUGAGGGCUGUGAGGGUGAGCACAGCCUCCUCCCAUGGCACAUGAGCCGCAGCCCAGCACUGCUCGCACCGACCCCACGCUGCUCCCAAGCCAAACCUGCUCUGCUCUGCUCUCUGUUGGGGUCUCUGCAGCAUGAACUGGGCUGAGCUUGGGAGCAGGAUCUGUUCCAACACAUUCAAACAGAAGUUGGGUUAAAGGAUGGUCGGAGGUCUGCUGGUUACUCAGACGCACGAGGAGCCACGGCUCCCUUUAUGUGAGUCGGUGAAGCUCUGUCUGCUCCUGGAUGGGCACGAGGAACGCUCCGGCUGCAGCUCUGCAGAGAGAAGGCCAUCAACCCGGACAAAAUAACAUCGACUGCAUUAUGUAACAGAGGUACAACUCAAAUGGGGGAUAAAAGGAAAACAAAGAUAGUUUAAGGAGCAGAGCAGCAAUGAGAAGGGAACCUCCACGCCCAGUUUUCUCCACCUGAGGGUUAACUGGCCUGGUAAGCACCGGGAGACCGGGCCAUCCCCAUAGCAGCAAGAACUGGGAAUGCAGCUCUGCAAAGCUCUGCUCUGAGCUGCCCUGGCAGCAAUUCGCCUUCUGCAGGACGGCUGGGGUGGAAGGGAGGGGAGGGGCCGUUCAGUUCCAACCCCACCAGCUCAGGGAUCCCCCCGGCCUCGGGCACCUCCAGCUCUGGGCAGGAUGGCAGCAGCCCCUCCAGCCUGGCAGCACAGCUUUGUGAGUGCCUGGCACAUCCCAACUGGGCCAACCCUUCCCAGGCCAUUGCAACCAGGCCCUGCCCGACCUGGGGGAUGGGGCAGCACCAAAACCCAGGGUUUUCCCUCUGAAGGUUAUGAAAAAUACCGACCGACCAACCCCAAACCUCUGAGCGAUGGGCUGCAGCUGGGGCUGGUUUGGUGCUGAUGCUCUUCUUCAGUUGUUAUUUCAUUCAGUCAUUUAAUGAAGCUGGAUAAACGCCCUGAGACCAAGAGAACAACUCCUGCAAGGUAAGAAGCCGGCCCUGUGCCCUCCUUUCAUCCCCUCGCUCUCAUCCUGUUACGCACAACAGAAGCUUUAGCAGAGCGAACCCAACGCGCCCACAAUUGCAAACACAGCUCACGUUACCCUGCAAAGUCCACCAGAACUCCAAAGUGCACAAAGCAGCCCCCAUCCCUGCAGGAAAAGAACCACGGAGGAAUCACUCAGUAAAAGCUUGAUGCCGUUCUGCCAUUCCCGGCCUCCAGCACAGCCCCUGGAGGAACCCGACAGAUGUGGCAUAAACCAGCAGGGAGCAAAACCAGCAAGGAAUGGGUCGGGCAAAAAAAUAACAACAAAAAAGAUCCUGUUCGUAUUCAAUUCAGUUUUAUAUGAAAAGAAGGGUGAGGGACCAAGGCUUCGCUUCCUUUCAUUUUGCCAAUGCCACAAGAAAACAACGCUGCGCCCACAGGGUCCCCAAUGAGCGGCGCUGUGUUCAACCCACCUUCCAGCUGCUUCAAUAUGGGAAUCCCAGCUUUACAAAGCAGCUCUGGAGCACCUGGAUGGAAGGAAGGGCAGAACGGGCCCAUUCCUGCAGCUCUAAGAUGGGGAUUUUUCACAUGCGUGCUCUCAAAAUAACACAAUGGGAUUGCAUUCGGUUCAGACGUUUGGAAAGCAGUGUCAUACUUUAUUUAAAAUAAACCCAUGUAAAAACAAAGCGUAAAUGAAAACGGUACCUGAAAAAUAAAUUAUUUGAUAUAAAACAAACCAAUAACUUAAAAACACGCCGAAUAUACAAAAUGUUUAACCGGGUACUGUACAGAACGGAAAACAAUCGGCAAAGCCUUCUGUCCCACAAACAGAUCCAUUCACCAACAAAAGGUUACAGAGGAAAAGGGAAACCAAACCCAGGAGCGGAGAACAGCGUCAUCUGUGCGGCAGGUCGAGGUUUGCCCCGAGUUCUUCCAAUUGAGAACAGCGGGUCGCACCGCCGACAGGCCGCCCCAACCCCUUGGAAAUAGGGAACAGGAGAACGAGGGCUGCGGGCACAGCACCCAUCCCUCAAGGUUCCACUGGCAGCCCCUCUCCCACCCCCUGCAGGGGGGAUUCCACCCCAGGGCAAAGCAGCUGGGGCUGCACCGGGAGCAGGAAGGCCAUGAAGGCCGUGCUCAGCUUUGCUGUUCACCUCCACCGCUUUCUUUUCAAAGUAGAAAAUGAAGUGGGUGCAAAAACCGCGUCAGACGAGAGCUAAGCUGCGGGUUGUUGUAAGCAGCCGCAUGGUGCUCAGUGCUGAGCUAUGGCAGAGGGCACAGAAAGACGUGACAUUAAAGCACGCAGGGUGAUAAAACCACGGGGGGAGCACAAAGGGAGCAGUGUUUUCCUAUGCCAGGUGUCAGUUUGGUCCCUUCCCCACAUUUCGGUGCAAUGAGCCCCAUCCCCCCAGCACAGCACCCUGCACUGGGACAAACACAUCCAUAGCACAAAGCUCUGUAUGUGACUCCAGCAGCUGAGCCCUGGACACCGGCAGCACCUCACAGAAAGCAGUAUGUGAAAUAGAAGGAAAACCCCCCGAGUCCUCCCUGUGCUCAGAGGGUUUUGCUGCCCGAGGACCUGGCUGCACUAAGUGGUUUGUUCUGCCACCCAGCUGCUGUCCGGGUGGAGGAGCUCACCAGGGGACGUUCCUAAAGGUUGGCUUUUUGUUUCUUAAGCACAUACGAAACAAUAAAACUACGCCAAAGAAAACAGCUUCAGUUAUUCCAGUUUAGAAUACACCGGGAGAAAGAAAUCUGCCCUGAAAUAUGUGAGGAAUCUUUGUUUCAUUGACCUUACCCCAAACAUGAAGAUAAAAGAACACGAGAACAACUAUUGAAGGACCUUGGGGAUCACUCGCUUCCCAACCUUAGCAUCCAAGACCUGCACCAGCUCUCCAGCUGCUCACUCACCUCCCUGGCAGCUGCAGACCCCUCCUGCUCUCAGUGUAGGCCUUCCUACUUGUAGCUGCUGUGUACAAAUGUGAGUACAACACACUGCGCCUCUGCCAGCACGGCAGCACUCCCAGCCAGCAGCUGCACAGCUCGCCCACCGCGCUGCCUUCACCAGGCUCCGUGCAAUGGCAACACAGAGGUUCUAUGGACACCAGCACCAGGGGGACACAGAGCUACAACAGCUCCUGCUCCUUCUGCCCUACAGACAGACCCCCUCCCCAGCACAGGAAGGGGCCGGGGGCAGCAGGGGGGGCUCAGCUCCCCUCCCUCAACAUGGCAGAGCACAACACAGAUACUGCAGAAAAGCAGCACAGCUCAAAGGACAAAAACUCAGCACCUGAGCACACAGACAGUCCAAAAUGGAACCAGCAGAAAACAAAGCAGAGCAUUACGCCGUCUGGAUUCUGCCCCUGGUCAGAGCCCUCUGAUGGUGCCAUUUGUUCACCUGAAGGGGCCUUACCAGCUCGUACAAAGCACACAGCAGCACCGCAGCUCCCUGCUCUGUAUUUUCUGUGCCAACAGGACGUCUGUGCAGGGGCUGCACCCUGUUCCUACAGGGGAUCUGGAAAGCAAGUGUCAGGUACUGGGUGGGAAUAAAAGCUCAUUAAUAAACCAGCAGAUCAGAAAAGACCAGCCUGAAUAAAGCCUGCAAGGAAACUCUGAGAAAACCUCUUUGUUUUUUUUUUCUUUUUUUUCUUUUUUUUUCUUUUUUUUUUUUUUUUACAGCCUAACAAACGCUGUAUUUUGGUGGGUCGGUUGGUUUGUUAAGUU